Plectropomus leopardus (leopard coralgrouper) is the source of this 3090-nucleotide messenger RNA. RefSeq names its product RNA binding motif protein 5 (gene rbm5). Gene Ontology annotation, biological process: mRNA splicing, via spliceosome. Lineage: Eukaryota; Metazoa; Chordata; Actinopteri; Perciformes; Serranidae. Gene Ontology annotation, molecular function: RNA binding. The record is from RefSeq and is a predicted model, not a curated record. Gene Ontology annotation, cellular component: nucleus.
ACCAAUGCAUCUUGGGACGAAGAAGGAGUCGUUGUUGUAGUGAUUUGAGAAGUCCUUGAACGUGAGAUGAAUUUUUUCCUCAAGAUUUUUUCAAAUACCCUUUUCAAAAACAACUAGUGAUUCACAACAUUGUUAUCAAGCUACGCAGAGUCGUUUGUGUGCAGUUGGGAGAAAUGGGAGCUGAUAAAAGGAUUAGUCGGACAGAACGUAGCGGGAGAUAUGGCUCUGACCAGUCUCGUGAUGAAUCAGAUUGGCGUGACAGACGAGAGAGGGACCAAGAGCGUGAUCACAACAUGCGCCGCUGGGGCGAAGAGAGACGCAGUGAUCGCUUUGAAGGAGAUCGUCGAGGAUCAAGAGACAGUCCAGAGCAAAGAGAAAGGAAACGACGUAACAGUGAUAGAUCAGAAGAUGGUUAUCACUCUGAUGGCGACUACCCAGAGCAGGAUUACAGAAGAGAGCCUGGGGAGGAGAAAAAGAGCAAGACGAUCAUGCUCUGGGGUCUGUCUCCUCAUGUCACUGACGAUGAUAUUUGUUUUGCCAUAGACCAACUGGAGGGGCCGCAGCCAGUGGAUGUCAGGCUGAUGAAAAAGAAAACAGGUAUAAGCCGUGGUUUCGCCUUCGUGGACUUUUAUCACUUGCAAGAUGCUACCCGAUGGAUGGAGACCAAUCAGAAACGCCUGACCAUCCAAGGCAAAACGGUGGACAUGCACUACAGUCACCCGAGGAACAAGUAUGAAGACUGGCUCUGCAACACUUGUGGCCUGUACAAUUUCCGGAGGAGGCUGAAGUGCUUCAGGUGUGGAGCAGCCAAAGCUGAAAGUGAAAAUGGCAAUAACACCGGAGUCUCUGAAACUCAACCCAGUGGAGAUUUCUAUGGAGACACAAUCAUCCUCAGAAAUAUUGCUCCUCUGACCACCGUGGAAGCCAUCUUGACAUCUUUGGCACCAUAUGCUAAUCUUUCAUCUAACAACAUCCGUCUUAUCAAGGACAAACAAACAGGCCAGAAUAGAGGCUUUGCCUUUGUACAGCUGUCUUCUCCUCUGGAGGCCUCUCAGCUGCUAACCAUCCUACAGGGACUGCAGCCGCCUCUAAAACUGGAUGGAAAAACAAUAGGGGUGGAUUAUGCCAAGAGUGCAAGAAAGGACCUUUUACUACCUGACGGGAAUCGUGUCAGUGCCUUCUCUGUGGCCAGCACAGCCAUUGCUGCAGCCCAGUGGUCUUCAAGUCAGCCACAGCAGAGCUCAGAGGGAAUGUCGGAGUACAGCUAUCUACAAGAAGGCUAUACUCCAAUGUCACAGGACUACCAGACGUACUACCAGCAAGGAGCAGGACCAAGCACCUCCCAGGGAAAUGGGAUUCUUGGAGCUGCCCCCGGAGUAAAGAUUGUUCCAACUGCAGCUGGAGUGCUAAUCGCACAGAGUGCACAAGUCUACCAACCCCACAUAAUUGGGCAGCCAGUAAUUCAGGCAGUGCCACUUGCACAGCAGCUGGAGGCAAAACCCCACACAGCACAUCUUUCAGGCAUUGACGCUGCGACUGUAGCUGUCGGCCCUGUUGCUGCUGCUGCUGCUGCUGCUGCCGCCGCCGCCGCCGCCGCCGCCACCACCACCACCACUACGACUGUUACCGCUGCUGGUAUAAUAACGCCUGACACCAGCUCUGCUCCUGACACGUCCACCUAUCAAUAUGAUGAGUCCUCCGGUUACUAUUAUGAUCCUCAGACUGGCCUCUACUAUGACCCAAACACUCAUUAUUACUACAACUCUCAGACCCAGCAGUAUCUGUACUGGGACAGUGAGAAGCAGACAUACGUACCUGCUCCUACAGACACAAACACUGCACAAAGUGAGAACGCGGCUACAAGCAGCAAAGAACCUAAAGAGGCAAAGGAGAAAAAGGAAAAGCCCAAAAGCAAGACUGCUCAGCAGAUUGCAAAAGACAUGGAACGAUGGGCCAAAAGUCUAAACAAGCAAAAAGAUAACUUCAAGAGCAGCUUUCAGCCUAUUAGUCAGGAGGAGAGGAAGGAGGCAGCAGCUGCUGAUGCUGGUUUCAUACUGUUUGAAAAGAAGCAGGCAGGCACUCUAGACAGACUCAUGCCAGAGAUGGUAAAGGGCCCUGAGGAGGAGCCACCAACCAGCUCAGUCAACACUUCCAAGUGUGGCCUCGUGGCGGCGUACAGUGGAGACAGUGACCCUGAGGAGGGGGCAGCUGAGCCUGAUGGUGGCGAUGGAGGCCAGGACAAACUGACGGACUGGACAAAGUUGGCUUGCUUGCUGUGUAGGAGACAGUUUCCAAGCAAAGAGGGUCUAAUUCGACAUCAGCAACUGUCCGACCUCCACAAGAAAAACUUGGAGGUUCAUCGCAGAUCCAAAAUGUCUGAGGCAGAGCUGGAAGAGUUGGAGAGAAAAGAAACUGAGCUGAAAUACAGAGACCGUGCAGCUGAGAGGAGAGAAAAAUAUGGCAUCCCUGAGCCCCCAGCACCCAAAAAGAAGAAAUUUACUCAACCAACACCAGUGAUUAACUAUGAACAGCCUACUAAAGAUGGACUUAACAGCGACAAUAUUGGGAACAAAAUGCUGCAGGCCAUGGGAUGGAAGGAGGGUAAAGGACUGGGUCGAAACCAGCAAGGCAUCACAACACCAAUUGAGGCACAGUUGAGAACAAAAGGAGCUGGACUCGGCACUAAAGGCACCAACUACACCCUCUCUGCUUCAGACACAUACAAAGACGCAGUCCGAAAAGCCAUGUUUGCUCGCUUCACUGAAUUGGAAUAAGUCAAUAGUCUCAAGCUCAAAUUGUUUAUCGUCGUGGCCCGCAGAUGGUUCUAGCUGAGAUUUCUGAGCGAUUUCUCUCCAUGUGUGAUGAUCAUGCCUUUUGUCAGAACGGUCAAACCAGACAAUAGAAAACAUCUGCAAUGGAGGUGGGAAUUAUAUUAUUUAUGAAUUGUACAUAGGCAGAGUGAAUUUACCUCCUUUGUUUACAUAUUUCUUCUGUUAAUGCCCUUUUUUUGUCUCAGCAUGUUGAAAGAUUGUACAGUUUCUACAAAAAUCUUGUCAUUUUGUACAGAAAAUAAAUGACGUGAUUUAUGAA